AUGCAUGAUGUGUUCGUGGGCUGGAGUUGGUACAGUAGUAAGGCAAUUGAAGGGAUAAUCUUGUUGGUUUGGAUUCCGGAUUUAGUUCAUGUAGCUGUUGUUCAGGAGCUGGACCAACUGGUCACUUGUGAAGUUCAGAUAAAGGGUGUUAGUCAAAUAGUUAUUCUUUCAUUUGUGUAUGGCCGAAACUCAGUGGAAGAGAGGAAAAAUCUCUGGGCUCAGCUACAAGUUCCUCAGGUUAAUUCUAGGCCUUGGCUGGUUGUAGGGGAUUUUAAUGUAGUUUUUGAAUAUGAUGAUCGAAUUGGAGGAAGGCAGGUUUCUGCUAUGGAAGUUGAAGACAGUAGUCAAUGGAGGGCAAAAUCUCUGUUGAUUGAUUUAAGAUCUAGUGGUUCCUUUUUUACAUGGUCUAAUAAACAAAAAGAAGGUUCAAGAAUAUUCUCUAAGCUAGAUAGAGUUUUUGUCAAUGAAUUGUGGAUUGAUACCUUUCCUGACUCUGAAGCCCGGAUUAAUUGGGAUGCUAUAUCUGAUCAUUGUUUUUGUAUCAUCAAAACUGUUCAAUUCCAAACUUCAGGGGUUAGGCCUUUCUGGUACUAUAAUAUGUGGGAUAAACAUAAGGACUUUAGGAGUACUGUCUUGAAUAUCUGGUCUAAACCGGCAGGUGGUAUUGGAUUACAGAAGAUCAUUCAGAAACUUAGGAGACUGAAACCUGCCUUGCUUCAGUUCAACAAAGUGCAGAUUGGGGAUGUGGUUCAGAAAUAUGCAACAGCAAAGCAGAAUUAUGAAUUGGCUCAAUUUAUGUUGCAGCAGUCUCCUUCCUCGAGUUUAUUACAGCAGGAAGAGGAUGAGGCAGCAGCUGAGUUUGCUAGAAUGUCUAAGUUGUAUGAAAGUUUUCUGAGGCAAAAAAGUUUUCUGGGUAAGAGUAUUGCUCUAACAGGUCGGGUUUACUUGAGCUGUUUCCAACAAGAUAAUGUUUUGUCUUUAGAUCAUCAACUUGAUCUAAUUCAUCCCUUUACUAAAAAGGAUGUUAAGAGGGCUUUAUUCAGUAUUCCAGCUACCAAGAGUCCUGGCCCUGAUGGUUAUGGCUCUGGUUUUUUUAAAGCUCUCUGGAAGGAUAUUGGAGAUGAAAUAGAUGAUGCGAUUCUGAUGUUCUUUGAUAGUGGUGUGAUUCCGACUGAAUUGAAUGGAACAAUCUUAUCUCUUAUUCCUAAGGUUGUUUCCCCUUCGAAGGCCACAGAUUAUCGUCCUAUAGCCUGUUGUAACACCCUCUAUAAAUGUAUUUCCAAGAUGAUUUGUUUCCGAUUGGCAAAGGUUCUUCCUGUGAUAAUUCAUCAAAAUCAAGGAGCCUUUAUACAGAACAGACAACUUGCUCACAAUAUCUUAAUCCUUCAGGAUAUUCUGCAUGGUUACUCCAGGAAGAAUAUUUCUCCCCGUUGUGUUAUAAAAAUUGAUCUCAGCAAGGCAUAUGACUAUGUUGACUGGACGUUUAUGGAGGAUAUCUUGAAUGCUUUUUGUUUCCCUAGGAAAUUUAUUCAAUGGAUAAUGAAUUUCUUGACGGGAACGUCCUAUACUCUCUUGUUCAAUGGAAGAUUACAAGGAAGUUUUGAAGGGAGGAAAGGUUUAAGACAGGGAGACCCCAUCUCUCCGCUGCUGUUUGUUCUAGCAAUGGAAUAUCUAACUAGACUACUGAACCAAGCUUCUCAUCACAAAGAGUUUAGAUAUCAUCCUUGUUUCUGUCGCUGUUUUGGUUUAGAAGCUAAUUUGAGUAAAUCUCAAGUGUUCUUUGGGGGCGUGGCAGCUGAGGUCUGUCUACCGAAAAUCUUGGGAGGUCUGGGUUUCAAGGAAGGAUCUAUUUGGAAUAAAGUCCUAUUGGCUAAAUACCUUUGGGCUUUAUCUUUAAAACAAGAUGUCUUAUGGGUGAAAUGGAUUGAUGGGGUUUAUUUAAAAGGUACUUCUGUCUGGGCUUACCAUCUGAAAUCAGAUGUAAGUUGGUAUUGGCGCAAGGUGUAUUAUUUGCGAGAGAUAUUUUCUGUCAAUGCUUUGGAGAGUUCGGCUAUUCAUGGUAAGCUGAACUUGAAGUUGUUAUAUAAUAAUUUGCUUCAGAAGGAGCCGGUGGGGUAUGCUAAGGCAGUGUGGAGCAGUCUUUCUGUGCCUAGACAUCGUUUUGUUCUUUGGCAAUCUGUUCUUGGGCAUCUUCUGACUAGAGAUAAUCUGGUCCGGUGCCAAAUUGAGGUUAACUCAGUGACAUGUCCGUGGAUCAACUCCAUCUAUCUUAAAGGUGCUCCUUUCUGGUCGUAUGAUCUUAAACCAGACACUAGCUGGUACUGGCGCAAGCUCUGCUACUUGAGAUGUUGGUUCCCUAAAGCAGAUGUUGAAGCUGCUGGGUGUUUUGGAAAAUUCAAAGUUGCUGCUCUCUAUAACAGUUUAGUUCCUCAAUCUCAGCUUCUUACCAGGGACAAUUUGGUUCGUCUUCAUCUCGACUUGGUCACUUUGGAUUGCCCUGUCUGUGGUCUCAGCCCAAAAUCUCAUGAUCAUCUGUUCUACAGAUGCAGUUUAUCUUCUCAAAUUGUUGACUAG
Messenger RNA from Humulus lupulus (European hop), 2574 nucleotides. RefSeq lists its product as uncharacterized. The record is from RefSeq and is a predicted model, not a curated record. NCBI's taxonomy places the organism in Eukaryota, Viridiplantae, Streptophyta, Magnoliopsida, Rosales, Cannabaceae. The coding region runs from base 1 to 2574 and encodes 857 amino acids. The transcript is spliced from 6 exons.